This is a messenger RNA of Chironomus riparius, 2304 nucleotides long. Lineage: Eukaryota; Metazoa; Arthropoda; Insecta; Diptera; Chironomidae. The record is from the annotation of a GenBank genome assembly.
CUUGAGAAUAUUUUGGUAUGUAGUAAGAGAGAGGUUACUGUACCAAUACAAAUACAUUAUUCAGUUCUGUUCAGUAGAUUUCACAAAAAUAUUUUAAAUUUAAGUUCUUACUGGAUUUUCGUACUAAAUAGAUCAUUAUAAGGCUGAAGAUGACUGAUCAAUUAUCCAAGGAACAGCAGCGAUUGGCAGAACUUGAAUCAGAAAUAUCAAAGUUUGAGGAGGCAAUAACAAACAUAAGACAAGGAGACUUUUCGGAAACAAGUGAUGAGCUGAAUAGAGCAAUGACCGAAAAUACCAAGCUAAAGUUUAGACUGGAAAUUCUUAAUAAGGCAAUAAGUAAUGAACGUAAAAGCCUAAAGACAGCACCACAAGUAUCUGGGAUGAUUUCAAUUGUAAGUCAUUUAAAGGAUGUCUUCCAACAAGCAAUUGUUGCAGCAUUUCCAGAACUUAAUAAUGCUCCUUGUGUAGUAACGGAAUCACCAAAAGCCGAUUAUCAAUGCUCAAGUAGUAUGGCAAUAUGUCAGCUAUUAAAAGAGAAGCAAAUUAAGACAUCACCAAUGGAAGUAGCUAAGAAAAUUAUUGAAAAGAUCCCAUACUCAUCACUGAUUGAUAAAACUGAAAUAUCAGGUCCUGGAUUCAUCAAUAUUUUCUUAUCAAAGGAUUAUGUCAAGCAAGCAAUUCAUUCAAUCUUAAAUGAUGGCGUUAAACCUCCACAAACUGAAAAGAAACGUAUUGUCAUUGAUUUUUCAUCUCCAAAUGUCGCAAAGGAAAUGCAUGUUGGACAUUUAAGGAGUACAAUUAUUGGUGACAGUAUUGCUAGACUUUUGGAAUUUAUGGGACAUGAUGUAUUAAGAAUUAAUCAUGUUGGAGAUUGGGGGACACAAUUUGGGAUGUUAAUUGCUCAUCUUGAAGAUCGAUUCCCUGAUUUUGUUAAUGUUUCGCCACCAAUUGCUGAUUUACAAUCAUUUUAUAAGGAAUCUAAGAAGCGAUUUGAUGAGGAUGAAGAAUUUAAGAAGCGAGCAUACGAUAGAGUAGUUAAACUACAAUCAGGAGAAUCUAAUUCAACGAAAGCAUGGCAACUUAUUUGUGAUGUAUCUCGACGAGAAUUUCAAAAGAUUUAUGAUUCAUUGGACAUAAAAAUUGUUGAACGUGGAGAAUCAUUUUAUCAAUCGAGGAUGGAGAAGCUAGUUAAAGAAUUGGAAACAAAAGGACUCUUAGAAGCUGAUGAUGGGAGAUUUAUUAUGUGGGGAGAUAAGAAUGAUGAUUUUGGUGGCAUACCAUUAACAAUAAUCAAGACAGGUGGUGGAUUUACUUAUGAUACUUCCGAUAUGGCUACAAUUAAGCAACGUAUUGAGGAAGAAAAGGCAGAUUGGUUGAUUUAUAUCACAGAUGCUGGGCAAGCGACACAUUUUAAGGCGAUAUUUUCAUGUGCCAAACGUGCAGGAAUUCUAGAUUCAUCAAAAAUUCGUGUUGAUCAUGUUGGAUUUGGAGUUGUUCUAGGCGAGGAUGGUAAAAAGUUUAAAACCCGUUCAGGAGAUACAGUAAAGCUUGCUGAACUAUUAGACGAAGGCUUGAAGAGGUCGAUUGCAAAACUCAUGGAAAAGGAACGUGACAAGAUUCUUAAUGAAGAGGAAAUGAAAGAAGCACAAAAGAAUGUAGCAUAUGGAUGCAUUAAGUAUGCAGAUUUGUCUAAGAAUUGCAAGAACGAGUAUGUCUUUAGUUUUGAUAAAAUGUUGGAAGAUAAAGGAAAUACUGCAGUUUACUUGCUAUACGCCAACACUCGUAUAUGCUCGAUUGCCAGAAAUUUAGGUGAAGAGUUUUUAAAAUCACUUCCAAAGCUCAAAAAGGAGACAUCAAUUGAACUUGAGCAUGUAAAAGAAUUGAAAUUGGCAAAAGUAUUGAUCCAAUUUCCAGACAUAAUUGAUCGAAUCCUGCGAGAUUUGACUAUUAAUACACUUUGCGAGUAUCUCUAUCAGAUUGCUACAACAUUUACUGAAUUUUAUGAUGUCUGUUACUGCAUUGAGAAGAAUAAGCAAGGUGAAAUUGUCAAGAUUAAUACAUCAAGGAUUCUACUUUGUGAAGCUGCUACUGCUGUUAUGUCUGAAUGCUUCAAGAUUCUUGGCCUUAAAACAUUGCAGAAAAUUUAAAUAACUUUGUAACAUCCAUUCAAUUUAUAUUUAAAUUAAUGAAAUAAUAAAAUUAUGCUGGAGAAUUUUAUUGUAACGUAAUUUUGAAGUUUGAAUGCUUGAUUAGCGAGACAUUCAGCCAAAUAGAAGCAAAUAGCAUGUUUUGAGUGUCUUAAUU